Molecule: messenger RNA, 5299 nt
Organism: Zophobas morio
Lineage: Eukaryota; Metazoa; Arthropoda; Insecta; Coleoptera; Tenebrionidae
Product: thioester-containing protein 1 allele R1-like
Exons: 15
Coding region: 289-4722 (1477 amino acids)
Cellular component (GO): extracellular region
Molecular function (GO): endopeptidase inhibitor activity
Source: RefSeq, a predicted model, not a curated record
CGUUCAGUUACGGCCACGAGGUGAUCGCAGAAAACGUAGAGAUCGGACAGCAGGAGAACAAGGUGGGCUAGGGGCCACACCAUGAAUCAACACCGCAGAGUGCAGUUCGCGACUCACUGACACCAGAACAACUGGGAGUUCACCCUCCCAAAAAGCCGAAACUGCGCGAAUAAGACAAAUUAAAGAAAACUCAGUGAAAAGGACAAACAAAAAUCGUUCGGACUGUUACACUGUGCAUAAAAAUGAAUCGUGAUUUUGUGUUACUGUGAUUAACAAUAAUUGUGUGAUAUGAUGAUGAAUAUUGUGGUUUUCGGUUUUUUAAUUACCCACGUGACUUGUCAGGGGUUCUACAAGGUCGUUGGGCCAAGAGCAGUCCGCCCAAACAGCGAAUACCAUGUAGCUGUUUCUGUCCAGCAAACAUCAGAGCCCACCAGAAUCAAAGCCGUCCUUCAGGGUGUUUCCCCCAAUGGGUCGAUUUACACCAGCGAGGAUCGCGCAGAAGUCCAACCCUACACUUCCAGAAUAUGCAGACUCGAAGUUGGGGAUGUGGAAUACGCAGACUACAAACUUGUGGUGUCGGGGCAAGGAGGAGUUGAGUUUUAUUCUGACUACCCGGUAGAAUUUAUGGACAAAAGUUAUUCCGUGUUUAUACAAACAGACCGUGCUGUUUAUAAACCCGGCAUGAAAAUUUUGUUCAGAGCGGUUGUGUUAAAUGCACACUUAAAACCGGCAGCCGAAGUCCGAAAUGAGCUUCUUCACAUUUUUGUUUCGGAUGGGGAAGGUAACACCGUAAAAGAGUGGAAACGCAUUCAAGCUCUCCGUGGUGUUUUCACCGGAGAAAUCGGGCUAAGCGAAAGUCCAGUUUUGGGCAACUGGAAUAUUUCGGUAACGGUUCAUGGGCAAACCUUCAGCAAAUCUGUGGAAGUUGCGGAGUAUAUAGUACCGAAAUUUAUGGUCAAUAUUCAGGCACCCAAACACAUGACUUUCAAAGAAAAUGUAUUGACUGUGAAUGUACAAACACAAUACAACUAUGGCAAAAAAGUUAAAGGAGAAGCUACAAUUACGGUUUACCCAACAAUCUUCUCCGGCGUUAUUCAACCCAUUUUCCAAAACCCCCUCCGCAAAGUAAUACCCAUCGAAGGUUCAUCCACCGUCCAGUUCGAUAUCGAAAAAGAGCUGAAAUUAAGUGACGAAUACGAAAGAGUUGUAGUGGUGGAUGUCGCCGUGGAAGAAGCUUCAACCGGUCGUCGACAAAACAAUUCCGUCGAAGUCCACUUGCACAAGUACGACUACAAAAUGGACCUCAUUAAAACCGCCGACUACUUCAAACCCGGUCUAAAAUACACAGCCUAUGUCAAAGUAUCCAACCAUGACGGAUCUCCUAUAAGAACCGACCAAAAACAAAUUACUGUUAGACAUGGAUAUUCACGAGCUGAUGAAGUCUACGUAGAGGAAAAGCAUAAGUUAGACAAAAAUGGUAUUGUUAAACUUGAAUACAACACGCCGACAAAUGUUUCAAACACCACCGCUCUUAGAAUUGAGGCUGAAUACGAAGGUUUGAAAGAGAGAAUUUCACCUAUACCGGCAGCUGUUUCUUACAGCAACACUUUCCUUCAAGCAUCUAUUGAAACCGAAAGACCGAUAGUUAAUUUAGAUGUGGAGAUUUUAGUUAAUUGUACUGAACCUCUUAAAUACGUUAGUUACGUUUUGCUGGGGAGAGGUGAUGUUCUCAACGCCAACACGUUCCAAGUUGAUAAUAUGCAUGAAUAUCGGUUCCACUUUACUGCAACUCGAGCUAUGGUACCAGUGGCCCAUCUCAUAGUGUCUUACGUUCGUGAAGACGGAGAAUUAAUUGGUGACUCUCUCGAUAUUGAAGUUGACGGUCUUUUGCAAAAUUUCAUGGAAGUCCAAGUGAAUCCCGUUGAAACUUUACCUUCUCUAGAUAUAGAUAUCACUAUACGAGCGCAGCCAAAUUCUUACGUAGCUUUAAUGGCGGUGGAUCAAAAUGCGGUUCAUUUAAGAUCAGGUUUUGACAUCACCCACAACCAAGUCGCCGACGAAUUAAAGAAAUUUGACGUUGCUGAGCAGUCACCGUACUCUUUAAUCAUGCAGGAUUCAAAAUAUCACUUCUUUUGGAAACCCGGAGCAGCCAAUCCACACAGUGCUAUCUAUAGUUCAGGAGCUGAUCUCCUCACCAACUCACACAUCUAUAGACACAAACCAACACUGGAAGAUAUUUAUUUGCGACCUCUAUUUUACGGUACUAGCACUGUUAAGCCUGACAGAGGCUUCGGUCUUCCUCUUCACACCGUCACCAGACCUCCUCUAGCAGGACCUUAUGCUUUCAGCAGGAUACCAAAGCCGGUUUGGAAUAAACCCAAAGUCUACUUAACUGAAGAAAUCGCCGAUACUUGGCUUUUCACAAAUUUCUCGUCUGGAUUCGAAGGAAAAACGUCUAUUCGACGAAAAGUACCCAGUUCUUUGAACACCUGGGUUGUCACAGGAUUCUCCUUAGAUCCCAUCCAUGGAUUAGGCUUGAGCACAACUCCCAAAAAAGUGAAAGUUUCUAAAAGCUUUGUCGUAACUUUGGAUUUACCAUUUUCUGUACAACGAGGAGAGAUUUUAGCUGUACCUGUUGUGGUUUACAACUACAUCGACAAAGACGUGGUUGCAGAAGUCACCCUUCAUAAUCCGGAACAGAAGUUUGAAUUUGCGGAAGUCUCUAAUAGUGCUAACGCCACCAAAAAAAUUGAGUUGUAUCGAAGGAAAAAAAUCACACUGAAGAAAAACAGUGGUGCUUCAGUUUCCUUUAUGAUAAGACCACACAAACAGGAUUUGAUUGAAAUUAAAGUCACCGCGAAUAGCCCCAAGAACCAAGAUGUAGCCAUUAAGAAUCUUUUGGUCACUACUGAAGGCGAGAUGGAAUAUUACACUAAAACAGUGCUUGUUGACUUACGAAACAAUCAAAACUACAAAGAAACCAUCAAUUUCACGAUUCCUUCUAACGCGGUUAGCGGAUCCGAAAAAAUCGAAGUUUCGGCAGUUGGCGAUCUGCUAGGACCCACCAUGGUCAAUCUAGAAAACCUAAUUCGACUCCCCACUGGGUGUGGUGAACAAAACAUGAUUCACCUCAUGCCAAAUUUGAUUAUUUUGCAAUAUUUGCGAUACACGAGACAGAUCACACCUACAAUCCAGAACGAAGCGCUAGAUCAGCUUGAAAAGGGAUACCAGCAACAACUAAGUUUUAAAAGACCGGAUGGUUCCUUCAGUGCUUUUGGAACACGAGACGCAAAUGGCAGCAUCUGGCUCACCGCAUACGCUGCUUUAACGCUAAAGCAAGCCAAAGGUCACAUUUACGUCGACGAAAAAAUCAUCGAAGGUUGUUUAGAAUGGCUGGCGAAUAUUCAAGGCAGGAACGGUAGUUUUGUGGAGGUCGGGUCGAUCAUUUACCGAGAGUUGCAAGAUCGCAAUGGGAACAGUUUGGCGCUUACUGCGUUUACUCUUUUGGCGUUCAUCGAAAACCAGAAAUAUGCUCAAAAUUACGUCAACACCGUCAACAAAGGCCUCGAUUACAUAGCCCGAAACAUCGACGAACAAGAAUCCAUCUACACCAUAGCCCUCUGCAGCUACGUACUGCAAGUAGCCCGACACCCCUCUAAACAAAGCGCCUUCAAUUUACUAGACGGCCGUUCUAAAACCAGCGAUAACCAAAAAUGGUGGGCUAAGGACGUCCCCAACAACGAAAGUAAAAACCCUUGGACCAAGCUUCCCAGGUCCAUAGACAUAGAAACGUCAGCUUACGGACUGCUGACAUUCCUCGAAGCCAACUACUUCGAAGACGCAAUCCCCGUUCUAAACUGGCUAGUAGACCAACAAAACAGCAUCGGAGGCUUCACGUCAUCGCAAGACACUUCAGUAGGUUUAUACGCAAUUUACAAACUAGUGCUGAAAUUAGCAACCAACGUCAACAUGCAAAUUGAAUUGACAUAUGGCGAAGAACAACGCCACAACUUCAAUGUUAACAAAAAUAACGCCAUGAUUGUUCAAAAGCUAGAAUUGCCUAGAGCCUCGCGGGAAGUUAAUGUGACGGCACAAGGACGUGGUUUAGCACUUUUCAGAGUUUCAUAUCAGUAUAACAUGAACGUCACUGGACCUUGGCCUAUGUUUACUUUGGACCCGCAAGUCGACAAAAAUUCUAACAAGGAUCAUUUACAAAUUUCUAUAUGUACAGGCUUCGUCAGUCGUAAUUUAAGUGUAAGCCCGGAAAGCAAUAUGGCCGUCAUGGAAGUGAAUUUACCCUCCGGAUUCACCGCAGAUGUCGACUCUUUACCGAGUUUAGAAGUCUCACAAAACGUCCAAAAAGUCGAAACGAAAAAUUCUUUAACCAAAAUUGUUCUCUACUUUAAUAACAUCACUAGUUUGUACGAGUAUUGUCCGACAAUUUCAGCUUUCAGGACGCAUAAAGUGGCUAAGCAAAAACCUGUUGCUGUUGUAAUUUAUGACUACUAUGAUAGCUCUAAACGAGCAAGACUGUUUUACAAAGGACGAACAUCUACAUUAUGCGAUAUAUGUGAGGACGAGGAUUGUGGUGACGUCUGUAGAGCAGAGGCGAAUCCUCAAGUUGCUGCUGGUUUAAAUGGAGACAGUAAAAGCAGUUCAUCGUGUUUACCAUUUAGUUGGGCAACUUUCAUAAUUGCCAUUUUCGCCAUUCAUUAUUAUUAAGUAAAUAAUUGUGUAUAAAAAUUUGUGAUCUUCAUCUUGUGGUGGGAUUAACGGGGUUAUAAUGGAACUUAUUAACUAAAGAUUAGUAUUUAAAAAAAUGAGUUUUGACAUCUUUUUGUUGAUAAGUUCCACAUUUGCAAGUGCACAGAGUGAGUCGAAAAUGUUUAACUUUCAGAUUUUAGUAGAUCCAGAUUCAUUUUAAAAGAGACAGAGAAUUUAAUGCUUUACUAUAAAGUGACUCACUGUGUAUACUUUAAAACACAUGUACAAAAUAUGUAAAAUUUAAUCAACACAGUAAAUUAAAUGUAGGAACAUCACAAUGUAAAAGUUGACGGUUUUUUUCGUAUAAUUUAUUAUAAAGAAACCAUUUAUCAAACAUGUAGUCUUAUCAUUAGAAAACAAAUUUUGGCUGCUCACCUAUAGACUAUUAGACUAGUUUGUUAGUUGUGAAGUAAUAAAGAUAAUUACUUAGGAGUGCUAAUAAUUCGUUAAUCAUCAUUAUUGCUUAUUUUGUACAUUUGUUUAAACAUAUGUAACAAACGGCGAUAACAAUUACGUGUCGUUACAAAUAAAUACG